Messenger RNA from Botrytis fragariae, 984 nucleotides. Its product is annotated as putative mitochondrial carrier protein. The transcript is spliced from 5 exons. Lineage: Eukaryota; Fungi; Ascomycota; Leotiomycetes; Helotiales; Sclerotiniaceae. The record is from RefSeq and is a predicted model, not a curated record. Bases 1 to 984 code for a protein of 327 amino acids. Gene Ontology annotation, biological process: transmembrane transport.
AUGUCUGCCUCUAAGAAUGAUGUUCUCCCGCCCAAAUAUACCCCCAGAGUUCUGCAACUCAGAGAGCUGAUCGCACAGCCUGUGGUGGCAGCAUUUUGCGCCGGUGGAGUGGCAGGUGCGGUUUCUAGAACAGUCGUAUCGCCUCUGGAACGACUAAAGAUUCUUUUCCAAAUACAGAGUGUAGGGCGAGAAGAAUACAAGAUGUCUGUAGGAAAGGGGCUUAUGAAGAUGUGGAAAGAGGAAGGUUGGCGCGGACUGAUGAGGGGUAAUGGCACUAACUGUAUUCGAAUUGUUCCCUAUUCUGCUGUUCAGUUUGGAAGUUACAAUUUCUAUAAAAAGUUCUUCGAAACCACUCCUGGCGCAGACUUGGGUUCUUUCAGACGUCUGAUUUGCGGUGGAGCAGCCGGAAUUACAUCCGUAUUCUUUACCUAUCCCCUCGAUAUCGUUCGCACUAGAUUGUCUAUUCAGUCUGCAUCAUUUGCGGCUUUGGGAAAGCAUGGUGCUAAGCUGCCAGGCAUGUUUGCUACGCUAAAGACAAUGUACAAAACAGAAGGGGGCAUUCUUGCAUUAUAUAGAGGAAUUAUACCUACUGUCGCUGGCGUUGCACCAUAUGUUGGCUUGAACUUCAUGACUUAUGAGCUUGUACGAAAGCAUUUUACUCCAGAGGGAGACCAAAAUCCCAGUGCGGUACGAAAGUUAGCAGCUGGUGCUAUAUCUGGCGCAGUUGCACAGACAUGCACAUAUCCAUUUGAUGUUCUUCGACGUCGUUUCCAGAUCAAUACAAUGUCCGGUAUGGGAUACCAGUACAAAUCAAUUUUCGAUGCUGUCGGAAGAAUUGUCGCACAAGAAGGUAUCAAGGGCAUGUAUAAGGGAAUUGUACCCAAUCUACUCAAAGUAGCCCCAAGUAUGGCGAGUAGUUGGCUCAGUUUUGAGAUGACUAGAGAUUUUUUUGUAGGGCUAAAAGCCGAUGAUGCCAGCUUAUGA